UUUCCAUUGCGGAAACAGUAGUAUUCCGACCGCGUUGAACACGCAGACGUUUCUUAUACGACUGUAUUCGUCGCAGCUGUUAUUGUUUGAUUUGCAUGGUUCGCAUUAACGAUAUUUUGAAUUUAAAUCAAUUAUAACAAGAAUGUUUCUAUUUUGAGCUAACAGGAUAAACGCUUUUAAUCUAUCGAAGAAAAAUGAAAAAAAUUGUCUGGUCUAUCAUCUUCCUAGUGAUAUUCACUAAUGGUUCAGAAGUCAAUGCCAAGAAAUCACGACAUCAUCGAUUGCAGGAAGUUUACGAUAGCAGUAGUAUUCAAUCUCCCAAAUCGAUUCAGUUGAUACCAACACUUAAAACCAAUGAAGAAUACGUCGAAUCCGACGAAGAUAUUGAUGAGGAUGACGAUGGAUAUGAAAGUGAUGACGAAGGUGAAGAAACCGCUGAAAUUUUAGAGAAACAAAAUCCAUGUCUGGUACACUAUUGUGGACGUGGUGAAGAAUGUGUAGCUGUUGGUGGUGUAGCUCGAUGUGUUUGUAUACGAAAAUGUGGAUUAGCCAAAAGGAGGGUAUGUGGUACUGAUGGACAACUGUAUGACAAUAGAUGUGAAUUACACAAAGCAGGAUGUCUAAUGGGAGUCAAUAUUCAAAUAGAUCAUUCUUACAAAUGUUUCAUGCUAUCAACAUCAAAAGAGAAAAAUGUCCGUGUAUUAUCCAAAGUUGAAGACAAUACAGUAGAAACAGAAGACAAAACUAAAAAAGUGAAAAAAUGCGAUUCAUCUCAAUACGAAAUCAUGAAGGACAAUUUACUUCUCAUCAAUCAUGCCAAAUUAAUGUAUGAAAAAAGUUGGAAUGGCGGUAAAGAAUAUAUUUCAAAUGCGCUUUUUAAGUAUUUAGAUUUGGAUGGCAAUGGAUUUUUACAACGAGAUGAACUUGUCAAGGUCAACAAACAAGAAAAAUUAAAAGCUUUAUCCAAUGUUUGCGUUUUGUCAGAUAUGAUUAUUUUUGAAGAUAUGGAUAAAGAUGGCCGUCUCGGUUUGAAUGAAUUCUAUGCAGCCUUCAGCAAGUUAUAUAGCUUGUCUGUAGUGACUUUAGAAAAAGCUCUGGAAGUGAAUAGAAUAUCCGCUAAAGUCGGAGAUAAUGUAGAAAUUCGAUGUGAUGUCAAUGGCAAUCCCCCGCCGCCAAUAAUUUGGAAACGGUACUCGGCCGAUUUAACUGCUUUAGGUGAUGAGGAUCUAAGAGUAUUCAGUGAUGGGUCUUUAUAUUUAACAAAUGUGCAGUUAGUACACGCAGGAAAUUACACGUGCAGAUCGCUCAGAAAUUCUGAAGUAACCCAAACUCAUGUUUUAUCCGUUCACACUAUACCUGAAGUCAAAGUGACUCCUAGAAUUCAAUCACGUAGACCUAGUGAGAAGACCUCGAUGUUUUGUCAUGUUAUAGGUGAACCUUUUCCGGAGGUCGUUUGGUUGAAAAAUGAAGAUCGUCUUAAGUUAGAUUUAGUUCAUAAGUAUCAAGUCGUUGGUAAUGGAACCGAAUUGAGUAUAGAAAAUAUAGACUACGCUGAUACCGGUGCGUACAUGUGCCAGGCUUCCAAUACUGGGGGAGUUACCAGAGACAUAUCAUCAUUAAUAGUUCAAGAAGUCUUAACACCUACCGCACCAAAAGAAGAAAGACGAUUUUUCGCUUUUCACGAUUGGGGAAUUUCUGUAUACGAACCAACAGCAUGUCGUUUAUACCAUCAAAUCCAGUCAACUGAUAUAAUACCAGGUACUCAAGAAUAUGUAUGUGGAAAUAAGGGAGUUAAUUGUAGUUGGGGCCAAGCCAUUAAUGUGGCCAACCGAUACGUAUAUGUAUCCCAACCUCUUAAUGACCGUGUACUUGUCAUCAGUAAGAUCCAAAUGGUCGUCGUAGACGUAGUAGUUACUGAUAAAUACCCUGUUGAAUUACAUUAUGUCGCUCAUCUAGACCAAGUUUGGGUGUUAAAUUGGAGAAGCGUAUACAACGAUGGCGUGAAGACAAUACAAGUGAUAAGAGACGCAUCACAGAAGAGAAAACAUCACACUGUUCACCCAGAACCAAUUGAUGGACAAUUUGAUUUAGUCAGAAAUUUAUUUAUGCCUAAAGCACAGGAUUUAAAUCACUGGUUUAAAUAUGGAUAUGUAAGCCAUGCUAAUCAAAGAGGACUUUAUAAAUUAGAUUUGGCUAACAUGCGUUACUUACGAAGCAUUGACCUUUCACCAUACAAUUGUGUUCCUAGAAAUCUUCAAUUUUCAUCAUUAUAUGGAUUUGUCAUCAUAGAAUGUGAAGAACCAGGUACCGGACACUCUACGGGUCAAGUGAUCUUAGACUACUUAACUGACACUAUAGUCUAUCAAAAGCCUACGGUCCGAGGAAGCCCACUUGUUUCACCUGAUAGCAGAAUUGUUGUAUCUAUUGACAGAGCUCCAGAUGGAGUGACUCUAAUUGUGCAAAAAGUUUUGGAGUCUGGACUGAAAUUCUCAUUUGACGUUAAAACAACUCUAAUGAUUAGCGGAAUUGCGUUUUAUCCAUCGAGAACUACCCAUGGAUAUGACUUAUAUGCAAGUGCGACUGAUAAAGAAGACAUACUAUUUUUGAACCUUUCAAAUGGCAAAGUAGAAAUGAUAACUGGAGUUGGUAAAGCAAUGAAACAAUCAUUGGCUCAAUGGGGUAACCCUAACCGACCGAUUGCUGCGUCUGGAAUAUUUGGUCACUACAUGGUUACUCCUGCUGAUAAAGCACUAUUUGUAGUUAAUGGGGAGACGCGUACAGUUAACUGCGAGAUUGGAGGUUUAGUUCAUCCUAGAUUAGUCACUUGGGUAACGAUGCAACUACAGUAAACCACUUGUCACUGUGGUAUCAACAAUGUUGAUUAUUGACAGCAAAUAUUAAUAUUUUUUUUAGACGAGAAAAAUACAUUGUUAUUAAAAUUAUUUAUUUAUAAUUGUAAAAUAUUAUUUACGGUUUUAGCUUGGUGUACCGAAACUUUUUAGCACUUUAACAUCACUUCUUUUUUUUUAAUACCUAUGAAAUAAAUUACUACUUUUAUCCCAUUACUGUAUUGUCCACGCUUUCCAUAAGCUAAAAUGAAUAAAAGUUUAAUUAUUUGAGGGAAAAUGUCAUUUCCUGUUAAUUGUAUUUUUGAUAUAAAUCUUGUUAAGCACAAGUUUUCCAUAAUUUUCAUAUAUAUCAAGUACCUGUAUGAUCAAAGAAACAUUCGUUCCUAGAAUUUUUACUUUAUAUUUAUAUAAAGUUAUAUUAAUACUACAGAAUUUGAAUUUUUAUUUUUUGAGUUUUUAUUAUUUAUAAUGUAUCAAUUUUAAAUCUAAAAUAAUCCGUUAGCGUUAAUUAUAUAAUUUUACAUACAAUCCCAAGUUUAUCAAUUAAAAUGAAAUUAGGAAGACGGAUUUCAAUCUUUUAUUUUUAAAGAUAUUCAAUUUACGCUAAUAUAUUAAUCUUAAAAAUACAAACAAUUAUUAGAAAUAAUAAAUAAAUAUCCAUUUGAUUUUCAUAUGCACAUUUAUAAAUUUAAAUGGCUUAUUAUUAUUUGAAAUUUCACUUUUUAAUACGUCUGAUACUUAUGUUUUAAUAUAAUACCGUUUUAUUUUGUUGUUUGUUUUUGAUUAUUUUACUCUAAUCGUUAACUAAUAUUUAUAUAUCCAGCUAAACGCGUAAAUAAUACAAGUCGUGUGAAGAAUGAUAUAUUUGUAUGAAUUAUAAUUAAAAAAUUUAGUGACCUAAGCAUAUUUUCGUGUAUAACGAUAGACAGACAGAUGUUAUUGACUUUGUUUUUAAUUUAUGGAACCAAGUAAAAUUAUUUAUACACAUGUAUAAAAAUGCCACAAAACUAGAAUUUACAACGUCGUGUGAUAAAUAUCUAAUGAUUUUCUGAUUCCGAGCCAAGUAUACAUUACACGAGCCAACGUUAUUCAAUUUAUAAAAGUGGCAUGUGACAUUAAUUUUUUCAAUUCUAUUAUUUUUACCCUGGCCACAUUUUUGUAUGAAUGUACAUAUAACAUUACAUUAGAUCGGUUUUGUAAAAAAUAAAAUAGUCUCAUUUGGUAGCAAUUACUCGAUAUUUUAUAAUUUUCAUUUAAAUCAAAAACAUUAGUUUAAAUGUUGAAUGUUCUUCAAAUGAUUUUUUUAUAUAAUUUUAUUUAUUUAAAAAAAAUCAAAUAUUGUUUGAACUGUAAUAACAUUGUAAUUUUGUUUGAAAAUAAAUUAUGAUUUUUAAGUGGUGCCCUUUAAGGGAAAAUAUAUUUUCAAGAAGCUAUUUUAUACAUUAUAUAAUUUCUCGAUCGUACUUCUAUAAUCACAUUUUUUUUAGGCAAUUAAUUGGAGUAGAAAUAUUAUUUUUGUAUUCUAUGUUACAUUGUUUGUGUGACUAGGUGUAAAAAACGACUAAAUGUUUUGUCGGAAAUGUAAAAUUUGUCUUUGUAAUAUUAAUUAUUCUCAAAACUAUUGCCACAACAUGUAAAUAAAAUGUUAAGUAAUAUUAUACUUAUAUAAAAAAGAUAACUAUAUAGCUUUAGAAGGUGUUCAAAUUUGUCAUAAUUAUUGUUUAUAUACAAAUCUAUUAAUGUAUUAAUAUGGUCGAAAUUCGUUCUGUAUUGUAUACAAUCGAUAAUUUUAAUAUAAUUUUUAUAUAGCGUGGGCUUAUUUUUUAAUAAGUUAUAAACAAUAGUGUAACAUUUAUAAUUAACCGUUAAUAUUAA
Daktulosphaira vitifoliae (grape phylloxera) is the source of this 4724-nucleotide messenger RNA. Its product is annotated as follistatin-related protein 5-like. NCBI's taxonomy places the organism in Eukaryota, Metazoa, Arthropoda, Insecta, Hemiptera, Phylloxeridae. The transcript has 16 exons. Gene Ontology annotation, molecular function: cell-cell adhesion mediator activity; calcium ion binding. The record is from RefSeq and is a predicted model, not a curated record. Gene Ontology annotation, cellular component: axon; plasma membrane. Bases 195 to 2849 code for a protein of 884 amino acids. Gene Ontology annotation, biological process: axon guidance; homophilic cell-cell adhesion; dendrite self-avoidance.